AUGUCUUCAGAGAAUGUCGAGGUCUUCCUGGCCAGCGUGCCUGAGAACGAGAUCAUCCCCGACAAGACCUUCGCCCAGAGAACUGUGCCAGUCCCGUCGGCCUCCAACCUCAAGGAAGGGCAACUUCUCGUCGAAACGCUCUAUGUUUCCCUCGAUCCGAUUCUGCGCAAAUGGCUCACCGCACCCAACCCGGCUAUGAACAUGAAGAUCGGCGACCGGAUGCUCAGUCCGACGCUCGCUCGAGUAUUGGCUUCUCGUUUCUCAACCUAUGAAGUCGGCGACUUGGUCAAUUCGUGGACCGGCUGGGUCAAUUAUGCCAUUGUCGACGCCGAUCAGGUUCAAAAGGCGCCUCUGCCGGAGGGCGCCAAGGUCAGCGAUGCGCUCGGCCUGCUGGGCCUCACGGGUCUGUCGGCGUACGUGGGUAUGUUGCGCAUUGGUCGGCCGAAGAAGGGAGAGACCGUCGUGGUCAGCGCCGCGGCUGGCGCGGUGGGAAAUGUUGCUGCUCAAAUUGCCAAAAUCCAGGGCGCCAGGGUCGUGGGUAUCGCUGGGGGAGCAGAGAAGUGUCGCUUUCUCGUGGAAGAGUUGGGCUUCGAUGCUGCCGUGGACUACAAAGCGGCGGAUUUCGAGGAGAAGUUCGCCGAGGCCGUCGGAGCCGGUAUUGAUGUCUACUUCGAUAAUGUUGGCGGAAAGAUCCUACAGAUGGCUCUCGACAAGGCGAACAAGCUCUCCCGCAUCGUCAUCUGCGGCGCUGUGAGUAUCUACAACAAGACGGAUACCUACAGUGGCAUCAAGGACGCCUACCGUCUCGCCCUGCUCUCGAUCACCGUGCAAGGCUUCAACGCCUUCGACUACCUUUCUGAGUUCCCCAACGCUCGUGGGGAUAUUCUGAAGUGGACACAAGAAGGCCAGCUGCAGCGCGCCGAGACAGUAGUCCGUGGAGGCCUGGAGAAGGCACCGGCUGCGUUGGCAGACCUGCUGAAGGGAAAGAACGUAGGUAAGAUGGUCCUGGAAGUUAAGGCGCCAUGA
Messenger RNA from Capronia coronata CBS 617.96, 1026 nucleotides. RefSeq lists its product as uncharacterized. NCBI's taxonomy places the organism in Eukaryota, Fungi, Ascomycota, Eurotiomycetes, Chaetothyriales, Herpotrichiellaceae. Gene Ontology annotation, molecular function: oxidoreductase activity, acting on the CH-CH group of donors, NAD or NADP as acceptor. Bases 1 to 1026 code for a protein of 341 amino acids. The record is from RefSeq and is a predicted model, not a curated record. The transcript has 3 exons.